UUCCCCGCCAUGACCGAGAGCGCUCCCGCCGCCCCUCCGGCCGAAGCUCCCGCCGCCAAGAAGCCGAAGAAAGCGGCGAGCGGCUCCAAAGCCCGCAAGCCCGCGGGGCCCAGCGUCACCGAGCUGAUCACCAAGGCCGUGUCCGCCUCCAAGGAGCGCAAGGGGCUCUCGCUCGCCGCGCUCAAGAAGGCGCUGGCCGCCGGCGGCUACGAUGUGGAGAAGAACAACAGCCGCAUCAAGCUGGGGCUCAAGAGCCUCGUCAGCAAAGGCACCCUGGUGCAGACCAAGGGCACCGGCGCCUCCGGCUCUUUCCGCCUCAGCAAGAAACCCGGAGAAGCAAAAGAAAAGGCUUCUGAGAAGGAAAAAACUACAGCAGCCAAGCCCAAGAAGGCGGCGGCUAAAAGGCCUGCCAGUGCUUCCAAGAAGCCGCUGACAGCAAAAAGCCCCAAGAAAGUCAAGCUUGCAGCCAAAAAAGCAGUGAAGAGCCCCAAAAAGGUAACAAAGAAUGUCAGACUCAAGAAAGUGGUGGCUGCAGCGAAGAGCCCGACUAAGGCGAAGGUCUUGAAGUCCAAAGCAGCCAAGGCAAAGGCAGCAGCCAAGAAGUAAGGCAACCCGACGUGGAAAUAAAGCCUUAACUUCCCAGUUAAACGAACGGCUCUUUUAAGAGCCAACCACAUUUUCUUAAACGGGCUGAAUGCUGUGGCUGUCGCUGUUCUG
Cinclus cinclus is the source of this 717-nucleotide messenger RNA. RefSeq names its product histone H1.11L-like. Gene Ontology annotation, molecular function: structural constituent of chromatin; double-stranded DNA binding; nucleosomal DNA binding. NCBI's taxonomy places the organism in Eukaryota, Metazoa, Chordata, Aves, Passeriformes, Cinclidae. The coding region runs from base 10 to 606 and encodes 198 amino acids. Gene Ontology annotation, biological process: nucleosome assembly; negative regulation of DNA recombination; chromosome condensation. The record is from RefSeq and is a predicted model, not a curated record. The transcript has a single exon. Gene Ontology annotation, cellular component: nucleosome; nucleus.